GUGGCGGCGGUUGCCUGGUGCCGGCGUUGCCGCCUUGAGACCCAUAAUAUGGCUGGGAAGAGGAGGAGGAGACGGCGGCGGAGCUGGCUGCGCUCUGCAGAGAUAGCCUGAUCCCUUUGUCUCCUCUUGAGGUCGUGGAAGAAGAAAGAGAAAGCGAUAGAAAGAGUCCGAAGAGCUUAAUUGUGUGAUAAUGGAGGAAUAUGAGAAGUUUUUUGAAAAAAGCCUUGCCAGAAUCCAGGAAGAGUCACUGCCUAAAGAAACUUUUCCAGCUGGUCACCUUGAGAACAUUUCACUCAUUCGUUUCCAUGGAGUUGCGGUGCUUUCUCCAUUGCUCAGUGUUGAGAGAAGAAAAGAAAUGCAGCAAGAGAAGCAGAAAGCACUUGAUGUAGAAGCUCGCAAACAGAUUAGUAGGAAGAAAGCCUUACUGAAUCGUGUUCAGGAGAUUCUGGAAAAUGUUCAGGUCAGAAAAGCACCAAAUAUAAGUGAUUUUGAUCAGUGGGAACCUGAGGCAGUUUACCGUAAUUCAGAAGUCAAAAACUUGGAUGUUCCCACUAUACUUCCAAAGGAUAGUUUGCCAAGUCUUCCUGAACAUUCUGCCUCAACAAAGGUUCAAGAGACUAUUGAAAUUUUGCCUGCUGAUACCACUGCCCAAGUAAAACUGAAUGGGACAGAUUCAGGUAAAGGAAUAGGAGAAUGCAUUUCUGACAAACAAAGUGACAGCCCUAAUCCUAACCUGAUGGGAAAAGAAACUUCUCCAGAGACAUCUGCAGAUACUUCACAAGAGACUCUGAUUGCAGAUGAGAUCCCCAAAAGAGAAGGAGAAUUAGGGCCCUCCCGGGUUGAGGAAGCCACCUCAGAUCCAUAUAUAAUGAGCCUUCAGAAUCUUAUGAAAAAAUCAAAGGAAUAUAUAGAAAGAGAACAAAUUCGACGUAGCAUAAGAAAUAACUCAAAGAAGAGCACCACUGAGAGCCACUCAGACAAAGAGAAUGAUGCUGUUAAGAUGAGUGACUCUGGGAAAGAAAACACAAGAUGUAUAAGCAAAAGUUGUGGUUCACUUUCACUUGAUAAGCCAAGCCUUAAUAAAUCAAACAUACUUCUCCAAAGUGCUACCACCCAGACUCAACUAGCUUUAGCUAGCUUCUCCAAAGUGGAUCUACCUGUGCGAAUGGGUACACCCACUCUUUUAGAUUCAGAUGAAGAUGAAGAUUUUAAAGUCACCUCCACUUUUGAUCCUGAAAGUAGCGUUGUCAAAAGUUUUACAGGUUCCUAUGCCAAGUUACCUAGUCCAGAGCCAAGCGUAAGUCCUAAAAUGCAUCGGAGACGACCUAAGUCUUCAUCAACAGGGCACAUAUUUAUAAAUAAUCCAGUAAAUGCUUAUGAAUUGAGUCCUAAAGAAAAGGGAAGGGCCAUGGAUUUAAUCAUACAAGAUAUUAAUGAAAAAACAAAUAUAUCUGAGUCUGUGCCAAAAUUUCCUAUUGACUUAACUGAAGUUUGUUCCAGCAAAGUUCCUAUAGUCAGCAAAAAUACUUCUGAAACUGGAGAUGAAGAAUCAGACUUAGGUAAAUCAAAUGAAAUGGAUCAACAUUCAGCCAACCAAUUUGAAAACAGAGUCAUUCAGGUAACUGGUACAGUGGAGGGUCAAAUAGCAUCUGAUGGGAGAGAGCCACACAAAAUAGACAAUAAUUAUACAAUAGUUACAGAAUUGCAUGAGCCAUAUGUAGCCAGUCAGUGCAUGGUGAGUCAAAAAUGUGGAAUAAGGAAUGUAAUCAAGCCAACUAGUGUGUUAGAAAAAAACUGUAAUUCACAAAUGGAACUGAAUAAAUCUUAUGAUGUACAAAAUCCAUCUCCACUCCUGAUGCAAAGCCAGAAUAAAAGACAACAGAUGGAUACACCAAAUGGGCCUUGCGGAAAUGAACAAUUUGUGGAAAACAGUUUUGAGAAGGUUAAGCGGAGACUUGAUUUGGAUGUUGAUGGCUUACAAAAAGAAAGCAGCCCUUAUGUCCUAACAACUGGAACAGUUGAACAGGAGAAACGAUGGAUACGGGAAAAAAGAUAUCCUAAGGGAUCUGUAUUUAUUAACAAGAAUGAACUGUUAGAAAUGAGUUCCAGAGAGGGAGAAGAAAUGCUAAAAAAUAAGAUGUUGGCUUUUGAAGAAAUGAGGAAGAGACUUGAAGAACAGCAUGCUCAGCAGUUAUCAAUACUUAUAGCUGAGCAGGAGAAAGAGCAAGAGAAAUUACAAAAGGAAAUAGAAGAACAGGAGAGAAUACUAAAAGAGAAGAAGGAAACUACAGCAGAAACACCUGAAGUGAAACAUAACAAAGCUGUGGAAUUAGAAUGGCGAAAAAUAAGUGACAGUGGCUUACUAGAAACAAUGUUGUCGCAAGUGGACACCCUCCAUAUUGCCAAUUCAAAUAAUUCUGCUUUUACAAAUUCUACCCUACAACAUAGCUUUGCUUCUACAAGUGAAGUACCAUUCUACCUCUGGGGAUCAUCAACUAGUGGUUUGCCCAAAAUCGCAGUAACAAGGCCUCUGGGAAGGGGCAAAAAUAGAUGUUCUCAGGUUUUUAGUCUAGAAGUACAAGCAAAAUUUGACAAAAUAACUGCAGUGGCAAAAGGAUUUCUUACCCGUAGGCUCCUACAGACAGAAAAAGUGAAACAUCUCCGGCAAACAGUAAAAGAUACAAUGGAGUUCAUAAGAAGUUUUCAGUCAGAAGCACCAUUAAAAAGAGGAUCUGUUUCAGCACAAGAUGCUUCUCUACAAGAAAGAGUAUUAGCUCAGCUUCGAGCUGCCUUAUUUGAUAUUCAUGACAUAUUCUUCAUAAUGGAUGCAACAGAAAGAAUGUCUAUUUUACAUCAUGAUCGAGAAGUGCGUAAAGAAAAAAUGCUUAGGCAAAUGGAUAAAAUGAAGAACCCACGAGCAUCUCUUUCAGCUGCAACACAGAAAUCUCUGGAUAGGAAGAAGUACAUGAAGGUCGCUGAAAUGGGAAUGCCAAAUAGAAAAAUUCUUAUCAGACAAAAGCCUUCUGAAACAAGAGUACUUCAGCCAAGUCAAGGACAAAAUGCUCCUAUUCAUAGGCCACUCUGUAGACAAGGAACCCCUAAGACAUCAGUGAAGGGGGUUGAGCAAAGUAGAGAGAAGUCCUCAGACAACAGAAUGCCUAACAGAGUGCCUGUUUCAGGAGCAUAUGCAGGAAAAACCCAAAGAAAGCAGCCAAAUGUUGCGACAAUUUAAGAAGACAGCAUUCGCUAGGAUAAAACAAUGUUGGUUAUGCUCAUGUA
Molecule: messenger RNA, 3279 nt
Organism: Gracilinanus agilis (Agile Gracile Mouse Opossum)
Lineage: Eukaryota; Metazoa; Chordata; Mammalia; Didelphimorphia; Didelphidae
Gene: CCP110
Product: centriolar coiled-coil protein 110
Exons: 15
Coding region: 191-3232 (1013 amino acids)
Biological process (GO): centrosome duplication; centriole replication; regulation of cytokinesis
Cellular component (GO): centriole
Source: RefSeq, a predicted model, not a curated record